GAACUAUAAUUUGUGAGAAAAGUACACAGGAACACAAAUAUAUUUGUACAAUUCAAUAAUAAUCAUAAUGGCAAAACCACGUUCCAAGCAGCCAAAAAAACGCGGAGCUCCGGCAGCUAGAGGCCGGCGGAAUGAGGCAGGGACACGUCGGGCACGAAAUCGCCGAGUUGGCAAUAGAAGGCGACAGAUUCGGCCCAGAUUCAGGAAUGGGCAGCGCUUAGCUGAAAUCCAGCAUGAAUUGAAGAAGAGAUUGCCAAGAAGCAGCGAUCGGGGCAGUGUGAGGCCUCCACGUAGACGCAGGUUGGUUGCACCUCGACAAACCAGGACUAGAGUACGUCAAGGACGUGGCAGACUAAAUGUGGCACGAAGGCCAAGACCAAGGAUGCGUGCGGCGCCACAGCGUAAACGAAAACCCAAUGUCUCCACAAAGAAAUUGAAAAAGUCGAUGGAAGAAGAGAAAACACGAGUUUGUGUGGACAAAAUGUCAAUUUCAACCCAGACUCCUGACGUCGACUAUUUUUACAGCUCACAUUUACUCUCAAUGCUGGACAGAGGACCAAACUUUGCUGUUCCCCUUACUGCAACACCAAGAUCCACUGACAUGACUGAUGGCCGAUCAGGACAAUCGAGCAGCUCAAUAAAAAACCAGCAAGAGGAGCAAGUGAAUCAGGAAGAGCUUUCAAACGAGCAUCAGAACAACGCUCCAUCGCCUCAAACAAGAAUCAAUCUUGACGAGGAUCAAGUCAAUUUUUUUGAUGCUUUGUGCGAAGUGGCACACAAUCGUAAUGAAAAUCCGAGGAAUACACUUGCCAACCUAAUAGCUCGCCAGUCUGUGUACUUUAUUGGAGUUCUACCAGACCCUUCGUCGACUUCCCUCGCAGGUGAUCAACAUAAUAUAGAGCUUGAUCUUGGAGCUGCCGGCGAUGGUGUGCACGUGGGACCGCCAGUAUUCGAUAACGAUGAAGAAUCAGAUGAAUAAAGAUACAAAAUAAGAUACAACACUCAAUGGAAAAUCAAAAUUUAAUUUGGAAAAAUGUAGCAAAAUUUGUAUUUGGAAAGUUCCGUUGAACCUUAGCUUCAGUUUCAAUUUCAAUUUAUUUUAUACGAAUACUCGUAUACUAGAUUAGAGCCAUUUAAAAAAAUUCAAAAUAGUGAAAAGUACUACAGAUAUCUAAAUAUGUUCAGUGGAAUUUACUAUAAACUAAAAAUAUCAAAAUUACUUUUUGAUUAAAAUAAUACUCUACGGAGCUUGGAGUGUGAAUGCAAAGAGUAAAAAGAGAGCCUUCUUAUUCGGAAUUUAAAAGAAUUCAAAAGAGAAACCUUUACAAAGGAAGUAGUUAUAAGACGCAGAAUCUGAGUUAAUGGAAGAAUCACUUGACUAAAGAAUAAUAAGAAGCUCUCCUUGUGCCAAGGAUCAAGAAUUUUAACAAAACCGCAAUCCAGAUCCGCAAAGAAAAAUAGUACUUAGUAUUUUUGUUUUUAACACUCUCUUCUAUUUACGAAAAUACCUUUUUGAAAACUAUCUAACAAGUGUAGAAGGUUUACGAAGCUUAAAGAAAGUAUUAAAGACUACUUGUAGGAAUAAAGAGGAAGGCUGUCCUCGCGCUGACCGUAGUUAUGUUUAUGAGGAGCCGAAGCAACACAUCCAAAAGGUAUGGCAAUUCAAUCUUCGUAAAUAGGAUAAGAUACAAAUCAAAGAGAGAUGAGUACCAUCCUCUGGGCAAGUGGAAAGAGCAUAUUUAUCUCUAUUUACCUUCCCUAUUUAGUGGAUUUCCAUUAUAACAUAUUAACAAAAUUAUGAAAUCGUUUUGGAGUUGGGAGCGUCAGAGCCCGAAUCAUCGGAUAAAGCUGCAAAGUUAAGAAAAUAAUAAAGGGGAGAGCUCGCUUCCAACCCAAGAUGAUUAUGUAAACGAGGACUUCAAGCUAGAUAACUUUUGAAGCAUAUAUUUUUAUCCCCAAUUUAAAAUGAAGAGAAUAUAUAAAUGUCUUUCUUUCAAUUA
Scaptodrosophila lebanonensis is the source of this 2000-nucleotide messenger RNA. RefSeq lists its product as uncharacterized. NCBI's taxonomy places the organism in Eukaryota, Metazoa, Arthropoda, Insecta, Diptera, Drosophilidae. The coding region runs from base 68 to 979 and encodes 303 amino acids. The record is from RefSeq and is a predicted model, not a curated record. The transcript has 4 exons.